Messenger RNA from Papaver somniferum (opium poppy), 2145 nucleotides. RefSeq lists its product as uncharacterized. The coding region runs from base 1 to 2145 and encodes 714 amino acids. NCBI's taxonomy places the organism in Eukaryota, Viridiplantae, Streptophyta, Magnoliopsida, Ranunculales, Papaveraceae. The transcript has 2 exons. The record is from RefSeq and is a predicted model, not a curated record.
AUGCAUUACAAGUUAAUACAUAAUUCAACUUCAAAUAAGAAAGGUAAUAUUUGGAUGUUUUGGAGCUCAAAUAUCACAACACCUUCAGUAGUAUCUAUUUCUGCUCAAGCUAUCACUGUGGAUGUUGGAGGAUCUUUAGUAACAGAUGUGCAUAUUGCAUGCUUAACUAUAGAUAGAAGAGAGCUUUGGGAGGAAUUAGAGUUUUUAAGUACUUAUAAUAAACCAUGGAUGGUUAUAGGUGACUUUAAUACAAUUAUGUGUGCUGAGGAGAAACAUGGGGGGAGAAAUCCUUUAACCAUAUCCAUGAAUGAAUUUCAUAAUUGCCUUCAUGCUUGUGGUUUAAUGCAAGCAUUUAAAACUGGGAUUGAGUUCUCCUGGUGUAAUAAUAGAGCAGGCUCCAAGAGAAUUGUUUGUAACCUGGAUAGAGCAGUUUUUAAUACAAAAUGGUUAGAAAAAUAUCCUGGUUGGAGUUAUAAAGUGGGUACAAGUGGAACCUCAGAUCAUAGUAACCUUUUGGGUGCAAAUACAGUCAUACCAAAGACUGCAAAUGUUCCUUUCAGAGCAUUGAGAGUAUGGCUCAGUCACCCUGAUUUUUUGAAGUUAAUACAAGAUACUUGGGAAGUUGAAGUAUUUGGAAAUCCUGCUUUCAUAUUUUUAAAUAAACUUAAACAUUUGAAGCAAAUCAUAAAUGACUGGAAUUUGAACAUUUUUGGUGAUGUGAGAGUUCAGUUACUGAAUGCAGAAAAAGAAGUAGAACAAGCAGCUCUAAAUUCUGACAGGGUACCAGAUAAUAUUGAAUUAUUGAACAAACUGGUCACAACUAGAGGCAAACAGGAAAUUCUAGAGCAAAGAAAUAAAGAAAUAGCUCAACAAAAAUCCAGAGUUCAGUGGUUAAAGGAGGGUGCUUCAAACUCCAAUUUCUUUCAUACUUCUAUAAAGAUAAGACAGGCUCAUAAUGCAAUUACAGAGCUAGAAAGCUUAGAUGGAAGUAUUGUAUCCACACAACAAGAAAUUUCAAAGAAUUUGGUGGAGUAUUUUGAAAACAAAUUCAAAAAGCAAGAUGUCACAUUUGCUGAGAAUAUUUUUGCAAACAUCCCCAUGGUUAUAACAGCUAAGGAUAAUAUGAUGCUUAAUGCUACUCCAAGUAAUGAAGAGAUUAAAUCAGCAGUUUUUGAGAUGGAUCCAGAUAGUGCCCCUGGCCCAAAUGGCUUUUCUGGUUGGUUUUACAGAAGUGCAUGGCAUAUAAUUGAGAAGGAUUUCAUUGAAGCAAUCCAAUAUUGUUGGAGCAGAAAAUUUAUACCUAAAGGAAUGAACGAAAACUUCCUUACUCUUAUUCCAAAAGUUCAAGGGUCCAAGAAGGCCAAUCAAUUUAGGCUCAUUGGUUUAAGUAAUUUCUGUUUUAAAGUAAUAACUAAAAUAAUUACUACCAGAAUGGGAUGUGUGGUGGAGAAGGUAGUUUCCCCUCAGCAAGGUGCUUUCAUUAAGGGGAGAAAUAUUCAACAUCAAAUAGUGCUAGCAUCUGAGCUUAUAAAUGAAAUGCAGACAACUAGAAGAGGAGGAAAUGUUGGGUUAAAGCUGGAUAUAACACAAGCAUAUGAUUCCAUCAGUUGGGAUUUUUUAUUUCACGAUAUGAUCACUUUUGGCUUUUCAUAUCAACUCAUUCAAUGGCUUACUGUGUUAUUUCAAUCCACCAGGAUUUCAGUGAUGGUGAAUGGAGGUCCUGCAGAUAAAAGGAAUAUUGAGAAGAUGCUGAAGAUCUUGAAGGAUUAUCAAGUCUCAUCUGGUCUGAUUGUAAGUUUGGAGAAGAAUAAGUGCUUUGUGGGGGGUACUUCUGAUAAUAGAAAGAUGCAGAUUGCUAGCUUAUGUGGUAUGUUUCUGUCACAUUUCCCAGACAAAUACUUAACUGUGAAUCUUGUCCCAGGGAAAAUUAAAUCAAGUCAUGUAUGGGGUUGUGUAGAUCAGAUUCAGAGCAAGAUUCCAGGAUGGAUGGGAAGGAUGUUAUCUUUUCAAGAAAUGCUUAUUUUAGUGAAACAUGUCUUGUGCAGCAUGCCAAUAUACAAUAUGUCUGUAUAUAAAUGGCCUAGAAAAGUUCUUACUGAAUGUGACAGAAUUAUUAGAAAUUUUCUUUGGUCUGGAGACCCAUAA